Messenger RNA from Mustela erminea (ermine), 2268 nucleotides. It is a transcript of the gene LCN15, whose product is annotated as lipocalin 15. Gene Ontology annotation, molecular function: small molecule binding. NCBI's taxonomy places the organism in Eukaryota, Metazoa, Chordata, Mammalia, Carnivora, Mustelidae. The coding region runs from base 1484 to 2119 and encodes 211 amino acids. The transcript is spliced from 8 exons. The record is from RefSeq and is a predicted model, not a curated record.
CCCAGGACCCUGGGAUCAUGACCCGAGCCGAAGGCAGAGGCUCAACCCACUGAGCCCCCCAGGCGCCCUGGAUUUACGCGUUGUAAACAACGUCUCGGUCACACACAGAACUCACUUUUUUGCUGUGAGCACUGUGAGUUUAUAGACAGACGCAGAUGCGUGGCCACAAUCCCAGGUCCGACAGUGGCCGCGUGCCCUUCUGCUGGCCGCCAAGCCUACCCACCCCCCCGCCCGCCACCGCCGAGCAGCUUCCUGUUCCUGGGCACUUGCGAAUUCUGGAAGGUUCUAGAAAGGCAUCCCCAUCUGUAGUCUUCCUGACAAGGCCUCUCUCACCCAGGAACCGAUGGGGAUUUUCCAAGCGCGUUACCUGAGCGGAUGGUUUGCUCCUUCCACGCCCUCCUGCCACGGACGGUUUGUCAUCCACGUGGCCGUGGGGGACACGUGGUGCUUCUGCUUCCGGGUAGAUUUGAAUAAAGCCCUCCAAACCCCUACGCGCAGGAGUUUUUUCCAAUUUUUCAUUUUUCUCAUGUAAACACUGAUUGUUAAAUUGUCCGGGAAAUGAGUGUGUCCCUUCCUGAGAACCCACCACAGGGUUCCCAGGGCCCCGGCCCCGCGUUCUGAUGCCUGGGCAGCGAGGACUUGGGCACGGCGACCCGCAGCCCUAGAGCUGGGGCGUGUCUCGGAGCGGCCUCGCCUUGCCCGUCCGUCCCUUGACUCACGGACGCGUUUUCCCAUGUUUGUUUUCCACCUGGACGUCGUCUUUGGUGAAGUGGCUUUUCAAAUCUUUGCUCGUUUUUUUUUUUAAAGUUGAAUUGCUUGUUUUUCUUAUCAUUGCAUCUGGAGAGUUCUUCGUAGAUUCAGGAUUUAAGUCCUUUAUCAGAUGCACGUUCUGUAAACAUGGGACCUGGCGGGGAGCUGGGGUGCCCUGAAUCCCAGCGCAGGCGGCCCUCAGAAGCCCCCUCCUCCCCUCCCUCCCCGCUGGGGGUGAGGCUCUCUCGGGCCCUGUAGGCCCCUCCACGCCGAGCCCUUGGCAGCGCUGGCCUUGCCCGGGCCGCCCGCCCCCAAUCAGAGGUGUCUGGGUCGUGUGCCCCAAGGCCAGCAGGUAGUCCUCCCGUGGAGGGCGCCAUCUGCCUGCACAGGAGAGGUCACGCGGGAGGCCUGGCCAGUGAGCCCCCAGCAGCCCAGGGUGCCGCCCUGGCGACACUCGGGCCCGCAUGCUUAUGCAACCUUUGAUAAGACAUUUGUGACGCCAUAAUCCACCCUAAGCGGCGGCUCAGCUCCGCCCUCCAGACCGGCCCCGAGACCCGGUGCGUGGCAGUGGGGCCUAGAGUGAGGGGUUACCCAGGCCUCUGAUGUCCCCUCCGUCACAGCUGGGCUGACCCAUGGUGACUCCACUCUUGUGUGUGGUGUGUGGGGGACUAUGGACAAGUGAGGACUUUGGGGACCCAGACCCUGGGUAGGGCCCGUGAGCUGGAGCACCCCCAUGUGCCCCGGGCCCCCGGCCCCAGCCAGUCUAGAGGUGGACGGAGGUCAAGGUGAGGUCUCUGCUUGGUCCUCGGCGACGGGCUGGCAGGUGCGGAUCGGAGAGGUCCUGCUGCUGCUCUGGGUGUCCGUGGCUGGGGCCGAGGUUCUGCUGCAGCCAGAUUUUGAUGCCAAGAAGUUCUCAGGCCUCUGGUACGUGGUCUCCAUGGUCUCCGACUGCAAGGUCUUCCUGGGCAAGAAGGACCACCUGCUGAUGUCCACUAGGACCAUCGAGGCCAUGGCGGGGGGCAACCUCAGUGUCCACAUGCAGUUCCCUCGGGCUGACGGCUGUCACCUGCUGGACGCCGAGUACCUGAGGGCCGGCUCCGAGGGCCACUUCAGAGUCCCAGCCCUGGGCUACCUGGACGUGCGCGUCGCGGACACGGACUACAGCUCGUUUGCCGUGGUCUACAUCUACAAGGAGCUGGAGGGAGCCCUCAGCACCAUGGUGCAGCUCUACAGCCGGACCCAGGAAGCAAGUCCCCAAGCUGUGAAGACCUUCCGGGACUUCUACCCCACGGUGGGGCUCGCGGACGACAUGAUGGUCAUGCUGCCCAAGUCAGACGCGUGCUCCUCUGGGGACAAGGAAGCUCCCUGACACCUGUGGAGACCCACCUCAGCCCUUCCCAGGGCGAGCUGGAGCAGCAGACCUUGUCGUGCGGAGUUGUCCGGACCCACCGUCCUCCUGGGUCACCCCCUCCUCCCCAACCCUGGGCCUCCCUCUUCCCCUCAAUAAACAUAUUCUGC